AUGUACUGCAACCCAACAUUUCAUCCACUCUACUAUGCUGUGACUGAUGCCUUAUGUGAAUACUUGAAAUGUAGAAUAUUAGCUGCAUCCGUUGCCACUCAUUAUUUCGGCCCCACGGAUAGCAACCCCGAGCCAGAGUUUCUCUCAUCCGAUGAAGAGGAGGACAUAGAAUCCCUCAAGAGAUGUCUCAACGAGGCAAUAAAAAUCAUUUCACGACUGACACGCCGCAACGAAAAGCUGGAAGCGCUUUUCGGGAUGGCUUCGGAAGAGGAUAUCCCUAGUAACUCCCAACGGAACGAUUCGCGACACAACUACAGCUUUAUCGACAAAGGCAGCCCCAAAAACAUCCACCCACGUAACACCUACUCCAAACACCUCAACCGCCGCAUCAACUUCAGCCAGCAGCAGCAUAUCAUCCUGCGCCGCAAUACCAGCUGAGACAAAUCGCCAAUCGUCAACAAAACAUCAGGCCCAGCAAACCACGCCGGCACCCACCAAAAGCCCAUCAUCAGCCACAACGCCUUCCCGCCAGCUCACGCCAUCACGUCCCGUCAUGACACCUACUCAUCUACCUGCUACAUCGCCGCAGCGUCCCGCCACCACCAUCCAAUCAUCAGCUCAACAGACUAGAUGCCAGCAAGUGUCGAUACCUCCGUCACGGCAAAACCAAACCAUCAUACCGACGCCAACAACAGAGACGAAAAAAGUGACUAAAUUCCCACCUUUAAUAAUGAGGACUGACACUCCUGCCGCUAAAAAUAUAAUCGGCCAACUCCUAAGCUCAAACCCCGGCAAUAUUGCCAUCAAAAAGAUGAGUUUACACUCCAUGAAACGUCUUCUCAAGA
Messenger RNA from Hermetia illucens (black soldier fly), 845 nucleotides. RefSeq lists its product as uncharacterized. Bases 1 to 438 code for a protein of 145 amino acids. The transcript is spliced from 3 exons. NCBI's taxonomy places the organism in Eukaryota, Metazoa, Arthropoda, Insecta, Diptera, Stratiomyidae. The record is from RefSeq and is a predicted model, not a curated record.